Molecule: messenger RNA, 2289 nt
Organism: Cladocopium goreaui
Lineage: Eukaryota; Dinophyceae; Suessiales; Symbiodiniaceae
Source: the annotation of a GenBank genome assembly
AUGCGCCAGGCACUCCUACUGGCCAAGAAAGCAGAGACCAUUGAAGCAGCAGCGUUACUUCAAGAGGUGCUGCAACAGCAACCGAAAGAUGUGGGCGCCAGGUGGAAUCUGGGGCUUUUGCAAGUGCACGAAGGAGACUUGGAUGGUGCUCGAAAGACCCUGCAGAUGGCGAUUGAGACGACGAAAGAGUUGGGCUUGUCCCCACGGCGGCUAGCAAUGAUGUACGAGCCGGAGAUCUAUGCCGCUGAACUGAAGGAGGAGGCUGACAGCUUUCAGGCUUACGCCCCUGAGCUGUCACCUGCUUUGGCUGAGCUGCGCCGAUUGGUGUCAACGCCAUCUUGGCUGCUGAGCUGGGGAGUGGAGACCGUUCAGACCUUCGGUCCUGAUGUCACUUCUGCCUCGUAUGGUGAGACGUUUUUCCGAUCAUGGAAGGCAGUGAUGGACCAUCCAGAAAUGCAGGAACUUGUGCAGACUGACCAGCCGUCAGCAGUCAUCAUGGGAAGUGCUUUAGGCUACACCUGCCUCUUCUUUGCAGCAGCAGGGAUUCCAUCCACAGGCUACGACCUAUUGGAGGAAAGCAUGGUGAAGAUGGCGAGACGCUUUGUUGCGAAGGCUCCCUUGAGCGUCUCCGUGGAGUUCGAGGCGAAAGAUGCUUUAACUGCGCCAUUGACCUCAAGGUUUCAAUCGCCUUCGACUCCAAGCAUUCUUUGGUUGAAUGAUGAGGUCUGGCCAGCAGAGCUACGUGUUGCAGUUAAGGAACGGGCUGCGCUGGAGCUGGCAAAAAGGUCCUUGGUGGUCAGUUAUGGGCCACAAGAAUCGGCAUCGUUAAUCCCAGUAGCGACGCUGCGGGUCAGCACCUCCUGGUGUCGGAAUGAGCAGCUGUGGCCCAAUGAGAUGCUCACAGUCGCGCACGUUGAGGCCCAGCAGUCGCGAAGGCUCCUAAGAGCUUCAAAUCAUGCGCAGACUCUCCACCGAGCGCAGCUACACAGCCUGGCGAAGUCUUCGACGCUUUGCCUGUUGGAUCCUGAUGGCCAGCUGAUGGCUGUUUCAGUUGCCAAGCGUGUAUCUCAAGAGAUGGGAGAUCCAUGGGAAGGCCCUGGUUCCCGGGAGUCCCUCGUGGGAUAUCAGAUCCGCCUGGAGAAGAAGGUGGCAAGUUCUACCCGGCUCCUUUUCUGCACAGUUGGUGUCUUGUUGAAGCAGAUGCAGCAAGGCCUCGGAGCUUUAUCAAAAGUGACCCACAUCUUUAUCGAUGAAAUCCAUGAGCGCAGUGCUGAUUGCGAUUUGCUGCUUCUCCUGUUGCGGCAAAUCAGAAGUACUCGGCCGGAUCUGCGAUUGGUGCUGAUGAGUGCCACUAUGGAAACAGACAAGUUGGUGAGGUACUUUGGAAGUCCAGCUACUGUACCGGUCUUAUCCAUUCCUGGACGCACAUUUCCUGUACAGCAAUUCUGGUUGGAAGAUGUGAUUCAGAUGACUGGAUAUCGGUGGGAGGAAGACAGCGAAUUUGCGAAGAAAGGAUGGAAUCGCGGCUGGAGCACUGAAAAGAAGACAUUUCAGGUGGCAGACAAGGGAAAGACGAAGAACAUCACGGCAUUCAUCGAUGAGGAGGAAGAGUGGGGCCAAUGCCUUGGUUGCGACAGCGUUGGAUCAAAUUUGUCCAUCCAACUCGGCUAUGUCAUGGCAUGCGCCUGGUUUGCUCUGUAUUUCACUGUGAUGCUUUCCGUUGAGUAUAGCUUUGCGCAGACUGAUGCGGGUUGGAAUCCGCGUGGCACCGCUUUUGAAGUGCUAGAGGUUGUUGCAGGGAUGACAUCCUUGUGUAUCUUGAUAGUUUGGUUGUUGGCUGUGGCCAGCCGCUGCUGUGCCCCGUGCUGCUGCGGUAUGUACAUGGAAAAGGUUCCGCAGCCAUGCCCUUGUGGAGAAUGCUCCUUGCAGAACCCGCGUUUGUUGGAUUAUCCGUUGUUCGUUGCCUUCGGAGGUCAUGUAGUUUGCAAUCUCCUCCUUGAUGGGCCCCUGUUGCAUUUCUUUCCAUGGCAACCCCUGGAGGGUGUCCGCCGCAUCUCCAUUGUUCGCCUGGUGAAACUGCUGACAAUCGUGUGGAUUGUCCUUGCUCUAUUCGGCAUUUGUUUGGGUAUCCGCAAAUUUCAGCUCAUGCGAAGUGGUUCGAUAUUACAACCAAGCAUGCCACCGGCCAUGGUGGUUGGGCAACCAGUGUCAGCACCAUGCCACAGCUCUCAUAUCAAUGCUGCGCCAGGAGACCAUGGUGAGGCGCCUAAAACGAUGGCAGCCUUAUAG